Messenger RNA from Macrobrachium nipponense, 2406 nucleotides. RefSeq lists its product as uncharacterized. The transcript has 4 exons. Gene Ontology annotation, cellular component: extracellular matrix. Lineage: Eukaryota; Metazoa; Arthropoda; Malacostraca; Decapoda; Palaemonidae. The record is from RefSeq and is a predicted model, not a curated record. Bases 185 to 829 code for a protein of 214 amino acids.
CACUCUUUAGCCGACAUCGCCCGCCAUCGCUUCUUCUCCAGCCCGUCUCCGGGGCCUCGCUCAUUCAUCGUCUCCACCGACUCCUUGUUUUCUUCUAAUUCUUCUUCUCCUCCCUGCAUCUCCCUCUUCUUCUUCUUAUUAUUAUUAUUAUUCUUCGUCGUCGUCUUCGCCUCUCGUAGUAAGCAUGAAGAUGAUCUGCCUAAUCCUGAGUGCGUUGGCAGCCACGGCAGUAGCCGAGCAGCUGCCUCUAAUCCAGCCGGCGGGAUAUCAGAUCCAGACACCGGCCGUGCCCUUUACAGCCGAGGAAGUCUUGGCGCAGCCUUCACAGCAGUACCUGACUCCUGACCUCUCUGCUGUGGCUUCUGCUCCUACUAUCCCUGGUCAGCUUUACGUUGAGCCUUCUGCUGUCGCCGCGCCUGUGCAGCAGACGUACGAACAACCCGACGUAGGUCUAGCUGCUGCUGCUCCUUCUCAGGGCUACCAACAGCCAAUCCAGACUUACGCAGCUCCCGAGUAUCAGGCGCCUGCGCAAUACGACUUCGCCUACACCGUCAGCGCAUAUGACCCAGUGGGCAACAAGGUCGAUUUCGGACACAGUGAACAGAGGAACGAUGCCCAUACCACUGGAAGUUACUACGUCCUGCUACCCGAUAGCCGAGUAAUGCGCGUCGAAUACUAUGUCGACGAGACUGGAUUCCAUCCCACUUACACCUACGAAGGGGAAGCUGUCUACCCCGAAGCCUCUGCAGCUCUAGCAGUGCCCGUGCAGCAGCCAUCACAGCUUUAUUCACAGCCGUCGCAGCUUUAUUCACAGCCAGGAAGAAAGUAGGGAAAAUGGUAAACGCGUAAGUGUGGCAGAGGGAGAAAACGGAGCCACCACGAAACGACGCCGAAGAGCCUCGAGAAGAAGGUUUAGGAUUCGGCGGUGAGGGAGGAAUGUUCCCGAGGGUUACGAGAUAUAAGGUUGCCAAGAAGGAAAUCUGUAGAAGAUAGGAAAGGAGAGAGUUAUUCACAUUGUUAAGGGGAAAGUGUAAGGGCUCAGAGAGAGAGAGAGAGAGAGAGAGAGAGAGAGAGAGAGAUUGAUGUCGGUAUUAGGCCUAAGCUACAAAUGUUCUCAUUCAGGGGCAAAUAAAUUAUCUAAACAUUUUGAAUCAUUCUACGUAAACUGAAUCACGUUUCAAAAUCGGUUAUAAUUUUAAUAGUAAGUCAGUUAUUGCAUUCACCGUCUCAAAGGCGUUACACCGGUAGACGUCACUGUCUACCUGAAGCCGUUAAACCGAUAACCACAGCGCAGUUGGCGAGGAAAUCAAUAGACCAAUAUCAAACGACAUAGCGAUCAUAUCUUUCGAGAGCUAUGUUAAGUGAUCCCGACCGACUUUAAAAAGUAGACUUUAUUCUUUAAGCCUCACUAUCUAUGUAUUAAUUAGAACUGGUCAACCACAUCACUGAUAAGGCCUAAGCCUAAUUGAAAUGUGAUGCCAUACAAGAGAGAGAGAGAGAGAGAGAGAGAGAGAGAUCCUUUGAAUUGACGUGAUACCAAAAAUGUAUGUAAGAUAAGGAGCCACUUACCUUUCCCUUAUAGUCAGAAAGUUUUUCUCCGUCAACAACAAGAAAAAAGAAGAAGAAACAUUUACCUUAGAGUUUAAUGUACAUUUGGCUGCGUUCACUUGUUAUAACAAGUGAAGCAUAACAACUUUCAUAACAUCGUCUUACAUGUUUCCUUCAACCCGCUCAAUUUGUCAGAUCCAAUGAUUAUUUUUCUAUCCUCUUUUGUUUCAUGCGCUUUAAUUGGCAAUUACAUAUGUACUGGUUAUUAUAAAUUAACUAUUAUUAACUGAUUGUGGUUGAUUGAAAAAUAUUGUCUCGGUGAAUAUUUUACCCAAGCUUUUCUGCUUUAUAAUUAGACCUAUAGGCUUACUUGAAAAAAGUACACAUUAUAUCCGUGUGUUUCUGAAACUAUAAGAUAAGAAAUUCUUUUAUAAUUGGAGAUACAUUUUCAUAAAAUACUACGAAAUAUUUUUUUUACUGUGUUGAUCUAUUUGUGAUAUUUUAUCUCGUUAUCUUGUUACGUUUGUAACUUUUAUUGUCUUCAUCUAAUUCUUUCUCCAGUUAUAUUCUUCCUUCUCUCUGAAUAUUUCUGGUCUUAUAUAUUUCUGAUUUAUGCAAUUGAAUCUGUUCUUGACUUUCUAAAUUCCUCUUUCUCUUCACACACUUUCUGCAAUUUUUCUUUUCUUUCCACUUCUCUCAUGUUGUGACGUUUUGACUUUUUUUUUCUAACUCUCUACAUGAGAGAGACCUAAGGAGCCUACCCUGUUAUAGUGACGCCGUGCUGUCGCAGGCGUUGAUAUUUUUUAUAUUUUUUAUAUAACUUUGUAAGUUUUUCUAAAUAAAAGAUAAUGAUUAUGA